Xenia sp. Carnegie-2017 is the source of this 8428-nucleotide messenger RNA. Its product is annotated as serine/threonine-protein kinase ATR-like. The record is from RefSeq and is a predicted model, not a curated record. Gene Ontology annotation, molecular function: protein binding; protein serine/threonine kinase activity. NCBI's taxonomy places the organism in Eukaryota, Metazoa, Cnidaria, Anthozoa, Malacalcyonacea, Xeniidae. Gene Ontology annotation, cellular component: nucleus. The transcript is spliced from 70 exons. Bases 571 to 8190 code for a protein of 2539 amino acids. Gene Ontology annotation, biological process: protein phosphorylation; telomere maintenance; DNA damage checkpoint signaling.
CUCCUAGACUACGAUGUGCUGUGUCUAUCCUGAAGAUUUCGUUGAUGUGAUGUAAGUCCCUCGCGAGAUGUUUUGAGCGUAGUGCAAAGCCCAAAGUUUCAUGAAAAUGAUAAUUUUCAAGACAUUCGUUGCUGACAUUUAAAUAAGCGCCGCUCUAUAUCUACUUGAUGCAGUCCGAGUCCAUUCGAGUUCUUUCAAUGCCCUAGUCUUUCCUUGAGAUUUGCUUGUUGUUGUGGAUUUAUAUCUUGAGAUAUCUCUUGGGCGUAGUGCAAAUGCCCAAGUUUCAAAAAAAUAUUCUAUUUUUAAACAAGCCCCGCUUCAUAUCUAUUUGACGCAGGUUAAUUUUCUAGUUCAUCUCCGAGAGGAUAAUGUGCUGAGUCUAUCCUGAAGAUUUCAUUUUACAUUACAAGACGUAAUUUCCAAUUGAAAAUCGGCGAAAUUAUUAAAUCGCUUUGAACGAUGGAAAAUAGGAACAAUUUACGGCGGUAAUUUGAAUAGAGACAAAGAUUGAGGAAAAAUCAUUGAGAAAGUUACUUUCAUCUCUUCCUUAAGAAGAAUUAAGGUAUUGUCAUGGAAGUAACACAAGAAAACCCCGACUUACAAACUAAGGAUGAAGGAGAGUUGGACAUUAAAUCCAUCUUACAAACUUUUUUUGCUGAUUUCCCGUCCGAAAGCGAUGCAACCAAGCUCCACUCAAAAGAAAAAAAGUUCACUGCAACGUUGGAUCUUCUUUUGAAAAGUGUAAAAACGUAUCAGUAUUUCUUUUUCAAUGGCAACAACUCAUUUCAUAAAGAGGAAUAUUAUUUUUCCUACUGGAUUGUUUAUCGUCUUGUUGCCAUUUUAUCGAUGACUCAUACGCAACCAGAACUUCAUCAAAAGUCUGCCAGAGCUGUUUUUUCUUUAUCAACGUUGUUGAAGUACAAACAUCACAAGCUUUACAUCAUAAUUAUGCGGACGUUGGUGAAAGUUGUUGAAGAACUUCACUCUUUUGCAAAAAAUGAACUAAUGGCACGUAAUCCAUCACAGCCAUUCCCUGUCUUUGUGGAGCAUUUUAAGGUUGCAAGUCCUGGAUCAGUUCCCGACGGUUCGUCACUUAAGUUGGACGCCAUGGACAACGUCUGGAUGUUUCUUGGAAAUAUGAGUGAAAUAAUGGCUCUUUUCGCGUCAGAUUCGUGCGCUUCACUUGGUAGUCACGUCAAAAUUUUGUGGAAAAUAUUCUGUGAUCAAGCUGUAUGGGAGCAGAAAAACGUCCAAGAGGUUUCUCUGCGUUGCUUGAGUGGUUUUCUUCGCUGCAGAUUUUUAAACAUGGAUGCUCAUUCUGACGAACUUUUUAAUGUUAUCAUUUCGUGUUUGAAAGAUGUUAGAAAUAUCCAUGAGAACGACUUGAGAUCUGCACCAUUUUUGGAAACUUUGGCCGACUUAAUAAAAACUGCAAUAGAAAUAUCUGUUAAACCAAUACCAACACAUCUCAUUGAUGUUCUUGCUAUAACUGUUUCGCAGAUCAGAUUUCAACUAGUUUCAAAAAAUUUCACGGUUUCAGUGAUGCAGAUGGUUUCUACUCUAUGCAUCCAGCAAAAGUGUUAUGAUUCCGGACUUCGACAGUGUCUUGGAAAUUGUGCUCAUACCUUUAUUGACUUUUGUAUUUGUUCUGGCGAAUGUUUUGAUGAGCGCGUUGAGAAAUGUCUUGCAGAUUUGAUUCUUUUUGAUAUAUGGCAAAGCAAUCAGACCAUUGACUAUAGUUUGCCAGAAACUACGCUAGGUCGUCUUUACGCGAGAUUGAAGGGAAUUAUAAACGAUGUACGUGGUCUUGAUGAUUGCAAGGAGCUCAAUAACUUGUGGAUGAAACUAUUAUUGUUACUGGGAUCUUUGUUACAGUUAGUCGAAAGAAAGGACGAGUUUGUUUUAAAUACGUAUCUUGCAUUUCUUGCUAUGGCGGACAGUGUAGUUAAAGAAAUAGCCUUACUCAUAUUCGACACAAUCGAUAAAGUGAAAUCCCCAAGUAAAACACAACAGUCAAAAGAUGAUAUGAUGAUCUUGAUGCAAGAGCUACUAGAAACUAUCAAAAGAUUCCUUCGCCAUCACAAAUCACUUCCUUCUACCAUCCAUAUGUUACCAUUGUUCAUGGCCACCGUCACUCUACCUUGGUUUCCUAAACUUGUUUCAAAUCCUGAAUACGUCGCCAUGUUGGCGACCUCAGCAAAGAAUCAUCUGCCUUUAUUCAAAGACAUGGAAACUCAUGUUGGAAAAUGCUUGGACACUGGCACUUGUCUUGAAACGCUAACGUUGUUUCCAUCAAAUUUUUCACCGAGUUGUAAAUUUCUUGUUUUCAACGAUGCGAUGGAAUGUGCGAAAAACGAAGACCUCCAAAGAAAGGCACUCGAGCUGUUUCCCGCCUUGUGUACUAAUUUGGACGUCACUUACCAGUCGAGAAUGAUCGAUCCUUUUUUGCAACUCUCCUCAAAUUAUGAAACUUUUCAAAAUUUACUGCCCGCAGUCUUGGGAACAUUAGGAUGUGCUAUGUGCCAAUGUUCACGAAUUUUUUUCGAAGUUAAAAAGUAUCCUUACACAUCGCUCCUGGUAAAAUGUACGGUUUGUGAUCUGAAGACAGAAUCAAAGAAUGCAAAAGCUGCCUUCACCAGUUUUUAUGAUUUUCUCGAUCAUUUCGUGGAUUCUGUUCUACCAAAGCUUUUUUCCAAAACGCAGCUGUCAUUUCUUGGUAGUCUCGAGCGUCUCGACAAACAUAUCAUUUUAUCUUCCAAUUUUUUCUUUCGAGUCUUGAGUGUCGUUAUAGAUCUCAUUGAUCACUCCGACGUCAACAUACGAGUAAAAUUCAGUAAAUUGUUGCCAUGUUUGGUGACGGAAGACGACAAAACCACGAAAAUUAUUGCGACGAAGUUAAAUGAUGUUUGUACUAAAGCCUCCGUCUCCAAAAACAUAAAGCUUCAAGAUACCAUUGUUCGUACGAUUAGUGAACUCGGUAAGACAGCAGGAGAAGAUCUCUUGCUGGUGGUCGUCGUCAGUUUGCUUGAGAUGUUUCUCGAUCAUGAGAAAAUAAUUUCAUCUUUAGCAUUCACACAGAUACAUCGCGUUGCAAAAUGUAGGGGCAAAACUUCCCAAGAAUUCUUCGCAGAUUUAAAAUAUCAUUUGUGCACGUUUGUCGUCGAGACGAUUAUAAAACGGAUGAAACAAAACGUCGAUCAUUCCGGUUCUGUUUCUUUGAAGAUAUUUCGUGCCAUCAGCGAUGUCUUCGAGUUCAGAAGUAUCAAAGCAUUAAUGCAGUGUGCUCAAAGUAUGUUUAUUCCUCAACUGGUGCAGAAAGCUCUUCCUGAAUGCGCCGUCGUUUUGCGCUGUCUUGCCACGGAACUUAAAGUAAACUACAGAAAGGAUCUUCUCCUGUUGAAUUUUAACUUUAUAUUUUCUUUUCUUGUUCGUAACUGUUCUGGAGAAGAACUUAAAGAGGCUUUGGCAUUUGUUGAGCGUGAAACGAACGUGGAUUUAGGGAGUCUUUUGAAGUCGGACACACAAAGCGUUGUUAACCAACUUCUUUUGCACCUUCAUUCAUCAUAUAAUAAAGUCUUUACUGGUCUCUCUAUUUUGGCCAGCAAAGCUGAUGGUAGCGUCAUGACGGACACUUUUAACUCCGAGCAAAUGGCCGAAUUCUUACAACCUCGACUCUUGGGAAUCCUAGUCUUCUUUAACGCGGUCUUAUUGGAUGAUAGAAACAACGAAAAUCAACGUCUGGCUCUCGCAUCUCUCAUUCAAUUGAUGAAAAUCAUGGGGGAGAAACACAUUAGCGUCGUUCGUGUGAAGGUCAUGGCUAUCUUAAAACUGGCUUUGCAAUUUGAUUUCAAAAGCUGGGGUAACCUGUGUUGUGACGCCUGGCAGUGUUUCGUACAUUGUCUUGAUGUGACAUCCCUCAGACAGAUGCUCGGUCAGAUAUUGGUCGCUUUACAACCGCUGGUCCAGUAUUCAGUCGAAAAGGUAGCCAAUAUAUUUCAUUAUUUGAUCGUGAAGAGAAGGAAAGACUUGGCGGAGAGCUUUAAGGACAUAUGUUGCUCGAUUCCAGACCUUCCCGAGUUUGAUAGCGUCCGCCAUGUAUUCAAAAACAUUACAAAGAAAAGCAGUGAAUUGCGUGAUAAACUUCGCGUGCUUAUGAAAGGUGUUUCGCACGAGAGUAGUGAAGUGAGACUAAACGCGUUGUUAAAACUGAAGACAUUGCUAAAAGAAAAUCAGAAAACACUUCACGAAUACGUCACGAACAAGGACGAAGUUGAUCCGGUGGUUUGUCACUUGAUUGAUACGUUGAUUGCAAGGUGUGAUGAGCCUAGUAGCCAAGCUGUUGUUGCUGAAUGUUUGGGAGAACUGGGUGCAAUUGAUCCUGGAUGGUUCCCAAAACGUAAACAGACCAGUGAUGAACCAGCUGUCUUUGAGAUGAUGUGCGACUCGCCAUUAUUUGCUGUUGAUCUUCUUAACGAACUAGCUCGGGCGUUUGUAGCCGCUGCUGACACCCGUUCGCAGGACUUCUCAGCCUACGCUAUCCAAGAAGUUCUGCAAGUUUAUGAAUGUUCUAGUAACGUAUCAACAAGCUCCGGUUAUAAGAUUUGGCAAGAGUUUCCUGAACAUGUUCAAGAGAUUUUGAAACCGCAUUUUCUAUCCAAGUAUCGUCUUUCGGCCCAGUCUUCACGGACACGAUUAGGAAAAUUAAUCUUCGGUAGUAACAUUGGGCAGAAUUUUAAUGACUGGAUCAGCAACUGGACUUUAGAACUGGUCUCAAAAGUUCGUAAUUGUAAGGCACAGCAAGUGUUUAACGCUUGUUCGGCUGUUUUUAAGUACAAUACGAAUACAGCUAUAUUUCUCUUACCUCAUAUAAUGUUAUAUGUUGCCAUUGAUGGUACUCCAGAUGACCACAAAGAGGUUUACAACGAAAUGUUAGCGAUACUCGACCAUCUCGUGGAAGAAGAAAUGUCUGACGUUAAAGACAAAGAAAAUACAACAGAUUUUAGCCACAGGAGUGCUCAAACAAUCUUCUCUCUUUUGGAUUUCCUGACACGUUGGGCAAGACUCAAAGCCGACGGCGGCUGCCAAACUCAAACCGUAGGCACAAUAUUGCGUUUCGCAAAUACAGAAAGCUCUGAUGCAGGUGACGAACGCUCUAAAGUGGAGCAAUUUCUUGAUGGUAUUCCACAGAAAACGCUGGCGACAGCGUCAUUUCGUUGUAAGGCAUUCGCGCGGUCAUUGAUGCAUUUCGAGCAGUUCAUGAUGAAGAGUGGACAAGAUCUGCAAGCGAACCUUAACUUUAUUCAACGACUUUAUUGGGCUCUAAACGAACCGGAUGGUGUUAUGGGAGUAGCAGCCGUUAGAGAUUGUCCAGCGUCAUUAGAGGAGGUUAUAUUGCAACAUGAAAGUGAAGGCAAAAUUCAUGAUGCAGUUGCUCAUUAUCAAAGUGCCAUACAGUUGGAACCAGACUCUCUUGAAAGUCAUAAGAGGCUCAUGAAAUGUUGGAUUUCAUUGGACAAUGUGUAUCCCGUGUUAAAAUAUGCCAGCGGUCUUCUUGAGGAAAGACCAUAUUGGGGCGAGGCGUUAAACUCAAAUAUAUUGGAGGCCUGCUGGCGUUUGGGUCAGUGGGAAGGACUUGAGUCAAACAUGCCUAGGAAAUUGGAACCAAAAUAUACAGACUGGAGCACGGCCAUCGGUCAAAUACUUCUUGCUACGAGAAGAAAGGACAAAGACGAUUUUACAAAGAGUUUGCAGAAGUUAAGACUGGCACAAAUGGAGCCACUUUCUGCAGCGAGAAUGGAAUCAGGAUCUUAUCAAAGAGGAUAUGAUUUUAUAGUGAGGUUGCAUAUUUUAAACGAACUAGAAGAAGGAUUAAAGCAUGUUUUUGAGGAAAAUUUUCCCACCAUUCACCAAAACGUUAUUGAGGAGAUGUUAUCGAAACUGGAAACAAGAUUAUGUACCACUAGGGCAUCUUUUCAAACCAGAGAACCAAUCCUUUCUUUGCGAAGAGUAAUGUUCAGGCUUUUAAUACAGGACGAUCGUUUAACUGAAAUCGAAGAUCAUUUCUUGCUUCAAACUGCUAAAAUGGCGAGAAAAACUGGUCAUUUUCAAACAGCUGACAGUUAUCUACGCCACAUAAGUGAACACAGCAACACCACUGCAUUUCGUUUGGAACAAUCGAAAUUAUUAUGUUCUCAGGGAGAUUCUCUCAAAGCACUUUUACGAUUGCAAAAAUGGAUCGCCUAUGAGCAAUCGUCGUUGAAUGAAAACAGUACCGAGAAUACUUUAACAAAGGCUAAGACGUUGCUCUAUGUUGCUCGUUGGAUGGAAGAGACUGCAAAUUACAAACCUCAAGAAUGUCUUGCAAAAUACAAGGACGCCGUUAAUUUACAUAGUCAAUGGGAAAAUAGCAAUUUUUAUUUGGCGAAGUAUUACGAGAAGAUUAUGAAUUCAGUGGACGAUACCAAGAAAUCGGGGAAGUUAGAUUUCCUACCUUUCGUGAUGAAACAUUAUGGCGAAUCUUUAAAGUAUGGUGAUAAGUUUAUUUAUCAAACUGUGUCAAAAAUACUCCAGCUUUGGCUCGACUUUGGAGAUAGCAUUGUUGAACAAGAAGAACAAUCGAAAUCGGAUAAAGCUGUUUUGAAACAGAAACUGGAAAAUCUAAAUAACAUAAUCAGUGAGCUGACAGAAAAUUUACCACCUUAUAAAUUCUUCACUGCUUUCCCCCAACUUAUAUCACGAAUAUGUCAUCGCAACGAGGAGGUCUGGGCUCGACUUAAGACUUUAAUAUCAAAGUUGAUGAUGACCUAUCCCCAACAAGCUAUUUGGCUCAUGAUGGCUGUGUCAAAGUCGUCUUUGGCACUUCGCAAAGGCCGCUGUCAACAGAUAUUUACUGCUGCAAAGCGAUCAGAGAAAAGUCUUGGAAAGUUUAUUGAGGAUGCUUGCAAGUUGGCCCACUUCUUAUGUGAUGUUUCGGAGAAGAACCGUGGCAAGGAGAAUGUUCUUAGCAUAUCUCAGGACUUCGGAUCGUUGAAAAGACUUGUUAUGGACAACAACUUCAGCCCGAUUAUAAUCCCUCUGCAAUCGUCAUUGACGGUAACAUUACCCACUGGUAAAGGAGAAAAUAAACGACAUUAUCCAUUUCCAGAAUCUCAGCCCACGUUUAUUGGCUUUGAUGACAAGGUUGAUGUCUUCCAGUCCCUUGCUAGACCGAAGAAAAUAACCGUUAAAGGAAGCGAUGGACAAAACUACACCCUCCUUUGCAAACCAAAGGACGAUCUUCGCAAAGAUAGCCGAACGAUGGAGUUUAACAGUCUGAUUAACAAGUAUUUAAGAAAAGACCCCGAAUGUCGGCGGCGUCAAUUACAUAUUAGAACUUACGCAGUUGUGCCUCUUAAUGAAGAAUGUGGAUUAUUGGAAUGGGUUCAAAAUACGGCCGUCUUAAGAAAAAUUUUACUCAAGAUGUACAAGGAAAAAAAAUUCCAUACCCGUUCCUCUGAACUUAAAAGACUUUAUGAAGCAAUGACCUCGUCUCCCAAGGAAGAAAGACUGAAGAUUUUCGAGACACAACUAUUGUCACGACAUCCUGCAAUCUUUAACGAGUGGUUUCUAAAAAUGUUUCCCACUCCUAUUUCUUGGUACAACAGUCGCCUUUCCUAUUGUCGGACACUUGCUGUCAUGUCAAUGGUCGGCUACAUUCUUGGCCUUGGUGAUAGACAUGGGGAAAAUAUAUUGCUUGAUUCUACGACUGGAGACUGUGUACAUGUCGACUUCAACUGUUUGUUUAACAAGGGUGAAACUUUUGACUGUCCAGAAGUUGUACCAUUUAGACUCACUCACAACAUGGUCCAAGCUAUGGGUCCUUUGGGGUACGAGGGGGUUUUUCGUCGUUCUUGCGAGGUGACGUUGAAGGUUAUGCGAGACGAAUCAGAUUCGUUACUAAGUGUCUUGAAAACUUUCGUUUAUGAUCCUUUGGUGGAAUGGGGUGAGCGACGUCUUCGAGGCUCGGGAGCUGCUGCCAAGGAGCAGGGUCUGAAGAUUGUCAAACAAAUAGACCAAAGACUCCGGGGAUAUAGCAAGAAUAAAAUAUUACUUCCUCUCUCUAUUGAAGGAGAAGUGCAUCGGCUUAUCACAGAGGCCACAGAUAUUGAUAAUUUGUCUCGAAUGUACAUAGGAUGGGCUGCGUACCUUUAGAAUAUUUUAAAAAACAGGCAGAAAGGAAAAAGAAAACUGUGUUGAAGAUACUGUGUAAAUUGUUAAAGUUUUGUUACAAAAUUAGCAUAAUAUGCGAAAAUAUUGUGUUGCGCCAGCGAACUACGGUGUCAGUGAUAAUAAUACAUACAUAAUUAUAGCCACUGAAACAUUUUAAUUGUAAGUCAAGAUUGCUGUAAUUUGAUAUUAUGAUACAAUUACAGUAAAACUAUAAAUCGUA